AUGAACGGCGGCGGCACUGCCACCUUCCGAUCCAUCCUCGACAAGCCCCUGAAGCAGCUCACCGAGGAUGACAUUUCUCAGCUCACUCGCGAAGACUGUCGCAGAUUCCUCAAAGAAAAAGGGAUGCGCAGGCCUUCCUGGAACAAAUCGCAGGCGAUCCAGCAGGUCAUUUCCCUCAAAGCGCUUCUCGAACCUUCCGACGAUGAUUCCCCUCCUCCUGCCCCCAUGCACCACCAUACUCAUCCUCCUCAACCUCAACCGUCAAAGGCCCCGCCUCCUGAAGAACCCGCUUUUCACGCCGCCGACGACAUUCAGAAAUCUGCCUCUUCUGGGGAAAAACCCACGGAGACUAUUAACACCAACGUUGCUAGCCCCAGAGGGUGUGCAACUAGUGGAUCAUUUGGCCAAAUGACAAUUUUCUAUUGUGGUAAGGUGAAUGUCUACGAUGGAGUCUCACCUGAUAAGGCACGAGCAAUCAUGCAGCUUGCUGCAAGUCCUGUCCAGUUUAUUCAGGAUGAUCCUUUACAUGGAAACACAGCAGUUUGGUCUUCUCCUUGCCACUUACCGAUGGAUAAGGAUGCCCUUGUCCCUGUUGAUACAACAAUCUUUCAGGUUGCUCAAGCAGAAAAGAUGGUGGAAUAUCCUCUGCAAUACAGAGAGAAAGGGAGCAUAGCUCGUGAUACUGAUGGUCAAGCAAGCAGAAAAGUGUCAUUGCAGCGAUAUCUUGAAAAGCGCAAGGACAGGGGAAGAUUGAAAGGCAAGAAAUUUACUGGGAUAACUUCAUCUAACUUCGAGAUGUAUUUGAACCUUCCAGUGAGGGUCCCUGCCCCAAAUGGGAAUUCAAGCCGUAGUAGUACUAGCUCUCCACCACAGCCUAGACUGCCUCUAGUUUCCAGUGGUUCAGCUGACAACCAGCUCAAAGUUGCCCUUCCCAUUGAUCUCAAUGACAAAGAUGUUCAGGAGUGCUAA
Molecule: messenger RNA, 969 nt
Organism: Sphenostylis stenocarpa
Lineage: Eukaryota; Viridiplantae; Streptophyta; Magnoliopsida; Fabales; Fabaceae
Source: the annotation of a GenBank genome assembly